This is a messenger RNA of Triticum turgidum subsp. durum (durum wheat), 969 nucleotides long. The record is from the annotation of a GenBank genome assembly. NCBI's taxonomy places the organism in Eukaryota, Viridiplantae, Streptophyta, Magnoliopsida, Poales, Poaceae.
AUGGCUGCUGAAGGAUGGCUGGAAGAGACGGUGAAGUUGUUGGGUUUCUGGGUGUUCCGGGCAGUGGUGCUUUCGAGCAUAUCCAUGCAUCUUGUCCUCGCCAUCUUCUCCGAGAGCUGCCGGCAUGAAGGCCACGGGUGGAAGAGGCGGUUCAUAUGGGUGGCGUAUCAGGUGACUGAGUGGGGCCCAAUGUAUGUCCUCGGUAACCUUUACCUGGACACCACGCCGCAAGAGAAGCUGAUUGUUGCGUUCUGGGUGCCGUUCCUCCUGCAACACCACGCUCGCCCGGACAACAUGAGCGCCUACUCCAUGGAGGACCAUGAGGCCUGGGCACGCCGGAUGCUGCUGGUUCCCGUUCAGUCAUUCGGGGCCAUCUAUGUUUUGUACCGGUACAUACUUGAAGACCCUGGCACGGGAAGCCUGCGCCAAGCGUCCUGCAUCAUGUUGUUCCUGGGCAUUUUCAAGUAUGUUGAGAGUGCGGUGGCGCUACGGCGAGGUGACUCGGCCGUUGUCCGGAGCUCAUUCAAGCAACUGCCAAGUAGCUUGGUCGAUGAUGAUUUUGGUGAAGUCAAGAACCUGGAGCUAGAUGAUGAGAAGGCCCUGUUGGUUGCUCACAGCCUGUUUGACAUCUGCAAGGGUACGUUCUCUGAUUACCCGAUGGAGUACAUAGAUCGUGUUGCCAUCAGAAGCAUCUUUGCUGGUAGAUGGAAGACUAUGUUCAAGGUGGUGGAGAUGGAACUCUCCCUCAUGCACGACAUCCUCUACACCAAGGCAUCCGUGGUCCACACCUGGGGUGGCUACGCCAUCCGUCUGGCCUCGCCGCCCCUCACCGCAGCAGCGCUACUGCUGUUUUGGCUUGAUUAUAAAGUAGACUUGGAGCGAAUAGACACGGUUAUCACUUACACAUUGCUUUGGACGACCCUUCUCCUCGACAUGGUAUGGCUUCUCAGAGCACUAGUGUCAACCUGA